AUGGAGCAAGGUGGGGCUGUUUUAUCGUCAGUAAAGUACGUUGAAGACUAUGAGAACAUUGGAGACACGUCUUCUUCCGAAGAGGAAGUGCUGCACGAGCCAACUAUAAUGGAUGCGCUCCCGUUCACAGGUCUGAAAGGUAUUUCGUUAAUAAGUGUCUUUUCAUUGACACUGAAUGUAAUGAUUGGGACUGGUGUUUUUGGAAUGCCGUUGGCAUAUCGUGAAGCGGGGCUUAUUCUUUCGUUGGGGCUGUUACUUGUGUUCUACGUUUUAACAUCAUUUUCAGCUGUAUACAUCUUGGAAUCGAUAUCGAGAGUCGGCACGUACUUGAAAAGAAAUGACAAGGAUAGUGUUGGUGUUCGACACACAAAGGUCGAUGUGUAUGACAGCUACGGAUACACAUCUUUAGCGUCUCACACUUCAGGAAAGGUGUUUAAAGCAAUUAUCAACGUAAUGAUGGUAGUCAACUGCUAUGGGGUUUUGUGGAGUUUUGUUGGGACGUCUGUGAAUUCUAUCGGGACUAUGUUUUGGUCGAUUUACGAAGAACCUCUUCAUUGCCCAGUACAAAACCACUUUUCAUUGGACUGGCAGUGCCAACUCACGUAUUACGGGUCUGAAGCAUUGUUUGCGCUUCUUGUUGUUCCCCUUUCCUUUAUGAAAUUGGCUUCGCAGACCGUUGUGCAGUUUCUCAUGAUGAGCUAUUGCGUCCUCGUUUUUUGCUUGAUGGUGGUGACUUGUGUAGUGUCGUUGAUAAUGGUCGGGCCAUUAUCUCCAGUUGCACUCUUUGAGUUUUCAGGUUUUGGUACUGUAUUUUCACACACUGCAUUUGCGCUCGUGUGCCACAUCAGUAUUCCCGAUAUCAUUGCCCCAGCAGAGAAGAAAGGGAAAACACACAUCCCAAUUAUCACCUCGAUCUUUGUUGCUUCACUCUUUUAUGGAUUGAUAGGUGCUGUGUGUGCUUCGACUUUUGGAGGAACAGUGACGACUCCAGUCACAUUGAAUUGGGGAUCAUAUACUGGUAUUGGCUCGGGUUGGGACAAGGGAAGUACACAGUGGUAUGCCUAUAUCAUUCGUUAUUUGAUUUUGGCGUUCCCCCUUGUGAAUUUGACGAGCUCAUUCCCAAUAGUUGCGCAAACAGUUGCUGGAAAUAUCUGCUCAAUGUUCACAAAAGAAUUUUUGGAGACGAAGAAAGGGAAGGUUGUGAGAUACGUAGCAUUGAUCACAUCGAUUAUUGUCCCUUUCAUUCUUGGUGGCAUCUCAUCGUCACUUGAAAUGAUUUUCAACUUGACAGGUCUGGUGUCGUUUGUACUCGUCUUUUUGGUUCCAUGUCUUUACCAAUUAAUGUCGAUUAAAAUGUUCCACAGCCUCAAGUUUUAUAGGUGCUCCUGUUGGUCAUACUUCCCUAAAACGCCGUUCUCAAGCAUUUUGUCAGCACCUAUCAUUGUACUUGUGGUAUUUGCUAUUUCAUUUGUCUUGUUCAUUGUGUCCAUUAUCGUACUUGUUUUUGACACAAUUAGUAAAUUUGGAGGAGAUUCAUCUGCAUUUUCUUCAUCUUCAUUGUCUUCUGGUUCAUUUUAA
Molecule: messenger RNA, 1578 nt
Organism: Entamoeba invadens IP1
Lineage: Eukaryota; Evosea; Mastigamoebida; Endamoebidae
Exons: 2
Coding region: 1-1578 (525 amino acids)
Source: RefSeq, a predicted model, not a curated record